ACUCUUGACAAAAAAGACAAGACAAUCGAAGACCGAAGAUAAAAUAAUUAGCCCGUUUCUUUUAAUAAAUAGUAGGCUAUUUUAAAUUAUUGCCAAUUUGUUGGUAUAUUUAAAUGUAGGGUGCGUUUUCCAGAAGUCGAUAGACUUAUUGGUCUAGGAACUUUAGUAAAUUGUAUUUAGCUCGAGUGAAAAAACAUCGGUAGGUGGACGAAAUGUUGCAGUUUGUGCAUUUAUCUCAAAAUCCGUAAAAGCGCUUUCAUUUCACUGGACGUUAAACAGAGGGGCACGGUGAACCUAUGACAUUGCACAUACACUGAGACUGGGGCUGCAAAUGGGCGGCAUAGGUGGCAAUCUUUACCUCAGUAUGUCGAAUGGGACUGAUACGCAAACUUUCGGAAAAGACACCGAUAUCAACAAUCACCUUCAACGCAGCAAGGAUUUAGCGGAGUGUAAAAUGGGAAUUCAGGACACCAGGUUCUAUUACCAAGACUCAAUUCAAAACGGACAAGACGGGUCGGCAGUGCCGUACCACGCAGACCAAACUGUGGCCGGAUUCGGAGCGCAACCCGGGAGGUUUUACCUAUCAACUCCCCUCAAUAGCUGCCAUUUCAGCAGUGUCAGGUCGCCGACUAGAAACGGAACGGGACAUACUUAUUUACCAACGGGAAGUGAAGGUUUCUCGACAACUAGCAAAGAAGUUUACCCUGCCUCUGCGGAGAGUUAUUCCGCACCCUUUCAACAUGGGUACCCUCGCGCGCCACUCUACCCCUUACCUGGGCUACAGGUGUGCGGGAAGACGCAAGCUCUCCUCAACAACUAUCCUCUGUGGGCGAAGUUCCACAAAUACCAAACCGAAAUGAUCAUAACGAAACAGGGGCGGAGGAUGUUCCCCUUCCUGAGUUUCAACAUCAGCGUUCUGGACCCAUCAGCCCACUACAAUGUGUAUGUGGACGUGGUCCUGUCCGACCAGCACCACUGGAGGUACCAGGGAGGCAAGUGGGUCCAGUGUGGCAAAGCAGAGGUUAACAUGCCAGGGAACAGGAUGUAUAUGCACCCAGACUCUCCCAACACAGGGGCUCACUGGAUGAGGCAGGAGGUGUCGUUUGGCAAGCUCAAGCUUACCAACAACAAGGGCAGCGCCAACAACGUGGGACAGAUGAUCGUUCUGCAGUCACUUCAUAAGUACCAGCCACGGCUGCACAUCGUAGAAGUGAAGGAGGAUGGUUCUGAGGACCCCUUCCUCACCGCCAAGGCCCAGACCUUCGUCUUCCCAGAGACCCAAUUCAUCGCUGUCACAGCCUAUCAGAACGCAGACAUCACCCAGCUGAAAAUAGACCAUAACCCCUUUGCUAAAGGUUUCCGGGACAAUUAUGACACGCUGUACGCACCAUCUGACUCCGACCGCGUCACCCCCUCUCCCACCGAGGGCCAGCAGUUCUUGGCGGGUACCUGCUACACCCAGGGGUACCUGAUGGACCAGUACAUGAACCCCUUGCCCCAGAACCGCUUCUACAGCCGGGAGCACGUGGCAGCCAUGGGCCAUCAGGCCAAAGAUCCCUCAGCCAGCCCCCACAGCCGCUGGUACCUCUCCCCCCAGCAGAGUGUCGCCUCCAACCGGCUGGACUUCAACUCCUACGAGGGCGACUUCUCCAGCAACAGCUUCUACAAGCCCUUCCCCCUGCAGACGUCGGCCCAACAUGCACUGGGCUACUACGAGGACAGCCCCUUCGCCUCGGCCAGCGUAUCCGUCUCAGGAGCCUCCUCGGUAGCCUGGAGCACCGACCGGCCCUCCCCUCCAUAUCUCAACCACCCCUGUCCCAGUAAAGUCGGCCGCAGUCUAGGCUGGUUCAGGCCUGUGUCCUCUACCAACUCCUCCACUACCUUUCCAGGUCACCCCAGGCUCCACCCCCCGUCCCUCCUGGAGCCGCUCCGCCCCCCACCCCCGCUGCAGGACAAGCCCAAGGAGGCGGGGGUGGGGGGAGAGGACCCCUGGCUGGAACCCCCCUCGGUUAAAUCGGUGGACUCGGCUGACUCCGGCCUGUUUGAGGGUGGGGCAGAGAGCAAGAAGCGGCGAGUGUCGCCCUACGCUUCCAGCACGGAGAACUCGCCGCCCACCCGCAGUGCGGAGGUCUGUGAAAAGGACAGCAGUAGUGAUGCCGGCUACUAUGGCUUUUACACCCACUGAAGCAGCCCACACACCACGUAAAUACUCUCUCCUAGUGUCCCCCUCCUGUCCUCUUUGUGCUUUGGUAUCUCCCACAUGGCCGUGUGUCUCUGCCUGUCCCAUGAAGUCAUGUAAUGGCACUGGACUGAAACUCUAUUGACCACAGAAGGCCAACAUCACAGAAGGGCUAGGUAUCUGGCACCUCAGCCAUUUUCACACAUACAGACAGACUGGACCUCUCGACAGCCCAAAAGGGAGGCUACUCUAAGGUUGUGUGUUGGUUAUGUGUUUGAGGACAAGGACCUUCUAAGGUCAGACAGGAACACUUUGAACAUGACUGUCAAUGUGUGCGAGGGCCAAAGAGCCAAGGCGAUUUGACUGGGUCCACAGACACUGCCCUAGAGACACGUAGAUACACAGACACGCAGACCUGUGACUUAAGUCUUUCUAACGUUUGGGGAUUAAAAAAUAAGACGUCUGCACACCUGCCGACAGACCCCUGCAGGGACUGUCCAGUCUUCCCACAUCACACACACACACACACAGACACACACUCUCUCUCACACACACAUGCUCACACACAGACACUACUCUAUUCUCCAACUCCACUUUCAGUAUAUGCUCACUGUCACAUGACCCAAUGUACCGAGAUGCAGACACGACUGGAUGUUAAUAACAAAACUGAAUAAUUUCUGUCUAAUCCUCUAUCUGAGGAGUUUGGAACUCCCCCUUGUGACAGAAGUGAAGAACUGCAAGCUGAUGGUGCAGGCGAGAGCAGAGGCCAGCGUCAGGUGUUAGAGGUGAGGGGAGCUUAGCGAGCACAUGGCCUGAAUUGUCAACGCUAAUCAGCAUCAAGCCUGACGGGCCAGUCUUCCUCUGGUCUACUGUCGCCUACAGCAGGUCUGUCAUUUAGAACAGCACAGCCUUACAACACAGUGGAAUUCAACUUAUCUCACAGACAAUCUGAGGCAACUACAAAAGCGAUUAAUUGAAUUGAACCCUCAGGCUUCCUUCCCAGACUGUUUCAGGUAGCUGCGUUCGGUAUUUCACGGUUUCACUGUAACAGAGGUCGCCCUCUGUGUGAUCAAAUCAAUCUGAAAAUGCCCCAGUCGCCACACAAAUAAAGACCACAAUCAAUAACUACAUUAAAACGUGAGCCACUCAGACAACACACACUGGAAAUCAUUACCAACAGGGUAUAUGGUUUUACACCCCCCCACACACACACGCACACACGCACACACACACAAUCACAAUGAGAAAGACUAUUAAAUGGCCUACACAGGUUAAUUGUAAUAUAGGGUAAUAUUUGUCUAUAUUUAUUGGAUUCGUUGACCUCUGUUGCUCAACAUAGUGCUCCUCCCCUUCAUCUACACUGACUGAAGUGGAUUUAACAGGUGACAUUAAUAAGGGAUCAUAGCUUUCACCUGGAUUCACCUGUCAUGGAAAGAGCAGUUCCUAAUGUUUUGUACACUCAGUGUAUAUGGCUAAGAGAGAGCCAGAAACAGACAGGGUACAUGUAGCCUAUGUAGUGUCACUCCCAGGCUUAGUUAGCGUGACCCGGCAGACCGUGUCCCCCCCCAGACGUUAGAUUCAUAAUGUCGUGACAAUGGCGCAGCUUCCUGGCAAGGUGACCGAGAUCUAUAGAGAGAGGAGAGAGCGCUAGAGAGAGGGAGCCUCCAGUCUGAGCCAAUCAGAGCCCUGGCCUUCACAAGGUGCUAAUGACCACAGACAACUCUGGGGGUCACAGGCAGCCACUCACUCAGAGGACCCUGGGAUACUGGUGGUCUAAAACCACAUAUUGCUGGGUGUGUGUGCUCCAAUUGCGAGGCCAUAAGAAAUGACAGGAAUGUAAUCAAGGCAGGACCUCAUUACUUAUCACACUUAUGAUUACGGUAUAUCGUACACAGAGUACAGUAAGACACAUGAUAUAAUUAGCACUUAAUGAGUGACAGGCUAGCCAUGAAAACAUGACUCACAAACAGUCACUCACUCACACUGGAAGGUGACCAAAACACAUCCACUUUUGAGUUUUAAAAAAAGACAACAGGUCAGUGUGUCUACAGUCAGUCCUGCUGGCAAUGAUUGAAUAUACUUAAUGUAAGAUAUAAUUGUAUAUAAAAAUAAUAAUAAUCCUACUUUCAUAUACUGGAUGUUAAUUUUGUUAACCUCCUCAAGGUGUUUUUAUAUUAUUAAUUCAUGAAUUGUACAGAUGCCAACUUUCAAAGGGAAAUUCUGCGAUUUUGUGUCAGGCUAAACUGCCUUAGUACAAACAAACAGAGAAGCUGGUUUUCCUAUUGGAAGGUGGAAAAAAUCAGUGAUUCUCUGACAUAAAACUGGAGCAAUAGGAUGGAAAAGACAAUCAGAUCUGUGGUAUUGCAGAAAUCUGUAAAUUAAAUAUGCUCGUAAACAGAAAGACACCUUCCCUAAACAGAGCUUAGCAUAAUGUUGACUUUGCUGUGACACCUUCAUAAUGCAAUAAUGCCAUAGCACAGUAAAGGUCAUUGGACUGACUUCAUGUGCUAUAGAAGAGGAAAGGGAAUCAACUGGAAUUUAAAAAGUCAAGCUUUAGAUGUUUUCUUAGGUAGAGUUGAUCUUAUGCUGGACACUGUAAACAAAUAUGAUAUUGCUAACAUGAGUCUCUUCCCAAAAAGUUACUUUUUACCCUUAAGCAUUUUAAAUGAAUGAAAAGGGGAAUUAAUUAUUACAGUUGUUUGUUAAGAGGUGGACAAUUUUUUGUUAUUUAAGUGCAAUUAAUUGAGAUGUGAUUUGACUUUUUAUUUAUAAGGUGUUCAAUAUUGCAAGAGUAAUUGAAAAACGUUGAUUUGAUCAAAUGCUUCGAAAAUGUGCUGAAAUUUUACUCUGUAUCUGGCGUUACAUGAUUUUGUAUGUGACACUGUCUGGCACUGAACCUGCAUUAACAUGAAUGCUAGUGAGUUGAGAGAAAUAGAUAAUUCUGUCUGUAUAUGUGGUGUAGAGUUCUCAGGACUGCCCCCUAGUGUAUAUCUCACUCCUUACAAUAAACAAAACAAAAACUGCCAAUAGAAAUCUUCCAUAAACAAUCCAUAACCCAUGAUUCUUUUAUUAGAAUGAAGCUGUGAAUGGGAAAUGUAAUCCAGUCUUGAUGACUUAAAAAACUCAAAAGAGAUUAAGGAUGGGGUAGUCUUGAAAGGUUAAAUUCUCCAUCCAACAGUUGGAUAGUGAAGCAUGUUAAUUCGUGUUUAAUAUGGACUGUUAGUCUCUGGAGUAGGGCACCUUGCCUUCAGUCUGUGAAAUGGCAUGUCCUUAAAUGUUUAUAAAGGUGUAUCAAUCUGAUUAACUCAAUCGGGCCGAGGAGGCUGCAAAGGAUAUAUAGGAAUGCAGUAGAGAAAUGCAAAACAUUGUACUAAAUGAAUUUGUAAUAUUUAUUCUAAUGUAAUAAAGACUGAAAUAGCAGAAAAUAUUGAAGGAAAAAUUUUUUUAUUUAUUAAAAA
Molecule: messenger RNA, 5637 nt
Organism: Coregonus clupeaformis (lake whitefish)
Lineage: Eukaryota; Metazoa; Chordata; Actinopteri; Salmoniformes; Salmonidae
Product: T-box brain protein 1
Exons: 6
Coding region: 332-2185 (617 amino acids)
Biological process (GO): regulation of transcription by RNA polymerase II; lymphocyte migration; cell fate specification
Cellular component (GO): nucleus
Molecular function (GO): DNA-binding transcription factor activity, RNA polymerase II-specific; RNA polymerase II cis-regulatory region sequence-specific DNA binding
Source: RefSeq, a predicted model, not a curated record